Dentiscutata erythropus is the source of this 465-nucleotide messenger RNA. The record is from the annotation of a GenBank genome assembly. Lineage: Eukaryota; Fungi; Glomeromycota; Glomeromycetes; Diversisporales; Gigasporaceae.
AUGACCGCUGUGUCAGUUACGGCGAUUCCUAAUGCUGACAAGCGUUACGAGCCUUACUACUAUAAGAAACAUACAUAUCAUAAUUAUGGUUAUAAUUAUUACAAGCGUGAUCCGGAACCCAAUGCUGAAGCGGAUGCCAAUUACUACGGAUACGAUGACUAUUAUAAGAAACAUCAUCACAAUUAUGGUUAUUACAAACGCGAAGCCGAGCCUGAACCUAAUGCUGAUGCGGAAGCCAAUUACUACGGAUACGAUGAUUAUUAUAAGAAACAUCAUCACAAUUAUGGUUAUUACAAGCGCGAAGCCAAGCCUGAACCUAAUGCUGACGCGGAAGCCAAUUACUACGGAUACGAUGACUAUUAUAAGAAACAUCAUCACAAUUAUGCCGAACCUGAACCUAAUGCUGAUGCGGAACCCUAUUAUGAGUAUUAUAAACAUAAAUAUCAUGGUUAUGGCUAUUACUAA